ACAAAGGUACUUGUUUAAAACGACGGCACUAGGACCACGAGGAAAGCAGAUCUUUUAGCUAGGGUACGGUGUUUGCCCUCCUUGGUGCUGGUAGUUGCAAUUUGGAGGAGGCGCUGCAGCCAUUUCCACACAUUACAGAGAAAAAAAAAAGAGUGUCCCAGAGAAACUGUAACUAGAGCUCUACAAACAUUUCCAGGCUCUGGAAAAGGGAGAAGACAGACUGCAGAGAGGAAGGAAAAGUAGAGAAAGAUAGAAAAGCAAAAACCAGUCUCUAUAUCAAACCACAGACCAACUCAGUAAAAUAGUGCUUUAGUCUCUGCAGUUCAGUUGUGUAGUUUCAGGCAGAAACGGGAUUUGUAGCAGUUGUUUUCUGUCAAAUUCGGGCGUAUUUUUGAAGGGACGUUGUUUGCUACUGCUUUCCGGAGUCUCGUAAGUCCCCCGACCGGCCCAGGGAAUCGUUUGACCUCCUCCAGCACCGCUACAGCCGAGGAUGGGCUGGGAGCGUGAGUCGUGUGCCUCGCACAGCCGAGCUCUCUUGUGCUUUCUGCUUCUUUGGUUGGCUUUCCUUCUGCCUUCUUGUUGGAGCCGAAUUUUCACCAACCACUGGGCUGUUCGGAUAAGCGGGGGUCCUGAUGAAGCAGACAGGAUAGCUGAGAAGUAUGGUUACAGGAAUUUCGGACAGAUUGGAACGCUGAAGGAUUACUACCACUUUUACCACAGUAAGACAAUAAAAAGAUCUACGCUAGAAAGUAGCGGAACUCAUAGCUUCAUUUCAAUGGAACCAAAGGUAAGAACAUCCGGCCAGCAGGAGGUAUUAAGGAAAAUGGAGGAAAAGGCUAAAUCAAUGCAAACUCAUUAUCACUUACCAAUUUUCUCUAAUUUUCUCUAUCAGCAUUGCAGUGAUGAUGCCAAGAACUGUGUGUCGAAUAUGAACAUUAUAGGAGCCUGGCGAAGAGGAUAUACUGGUAAAAAUAUAGUGGUUACUAUACUGGAUGAUGGCAUAGAGAGAACCCACCCUGACUUGCUUCAGAAUUAUGACAAAAAUGCCAGCUAUGAUGUCAAUGGAAAUGAUGAUGAUCCAAUGCCUCGCUAUGAUGCCAGUAAUGAAAACAAGCAUGGAACUCGUUGUGCUGGAGAAGUGGCAGCUACUGCAAACAAUUCGCACUGCACAGUGGGGAUUGCUUUCAAUGCUAGGAUUGGAGGAGUCCGCAUGUUGGAUGGUGAUGUAACAGAUAUGGUAGAAGCCCGAUCUCUCAGCCUGAAACCACAGCAUAUUCACAUCUAUAGUGCAAGCUGGGGCCCUGACGAUGAUGGCAAGACUGUGGAUGGACCAGCAAAUCUUGCAAGACAAGCCUUUGAGAAUGGAAUUAAAAUGGGAAGAAAUGGCUUGGGUUCCAUUUUUGUGUGGGCAUCUGGAAAUGGUGGAAGGAGUAGAGACCAUUGUUCUUGUGAUGGCUACACCAACAGUAUAUACACCAUCUCCAUCAGCAGCACAGCAGAGAGUGGAAAGAAGCCCUGGUAUUUGGAAGAAUGUUCAUCAACUUUGGCUACCACAUACAGCAGUGGCGAGUCAUAUGACAAGAAAAUAAUCACAACAGACUUAAGACAGAGGUGCACAGACAGUCAUACAGGAACUUCUGCAUCUGCACCAAUGGCAGCAGGAAUCAUAGCUUUAACACUAGAGGCAAACCUUUCCUUAACAUGGAGAGAUGUUCAGCAUAUUAUUGUAAGAACAGCACGGGCAGGCAAUUUAAUUGCCCCAGACUGGAAGAAAAAUGCUGCAGGUCUCACAGUGAGUCACCUUUAUGGAUUUGGUUUAAUGGAUGCAGAAGCCAUGGUGAAGGAAGCUGAGAGAUGGACAACAGUACCACCACAGCACAUGUGUGUAGAAAGCACAGAUAAGGUAGUAAGGACCCUUCGUCUUGAUCAUUCAGUUAAAGCUGUCUACAAAGCCACUGGUUGUUCAGAUAACACCAAUAAUCAUGUGAUUUACCUCGAGCAUGUCAUUGUGCGUAUAACUGUUACUCACACACGUCGUGGAGACCUUGCAAUAUAUUUAACUUCCCCUUCCGGGACAAAGUCUCAGCUACUGGCUAACAGAUUGUUUGAUCAUUCAAUGGAAGGUUUCAAGAACUGGGAAUUCAUGACAACUCAUUGCUGGGGAGAGAAGGCAAGUGGUGACUGGAUCUUAGAAGUGCACGAUGUCUCUUCGCAACUCCGAAAUUUUAAAGCACCUGGUACUAUUGUUGGCAAACUUAAAGAAUGGACGUUGAUUUUUUAUGGAACAUCCGUUCACCCUUAUUCUCCAAGACAUGAUAUUCCAAAAAUUGAAAAAAUUCGCUCCAGUCCUCCUGAAGAACCUCUUGAUGACUAUAAUGUAGAAGAAUAUGUAGGAAACUGUGAUGCAGAAUGCAGUGGCAUAGGUUGUUAUGGCCCAGGACCUCACCAGUGUUCAGAUUGUUUGCAUUACUUUAUCAAGUUUAAAAACCACACAAGGACCUGUGUUGCUGGAUGUCCCCCUGGUUUCUUUAGUGAUGACAAGAAGCGCUGUAAGAAGUGUUGGUCCAACUGUGAAACUUGUGUGGGGAGCCACUCUGACCAGUGCACAUCUUGCAAAGAGGGAUACCAUCUCAAUGAAGAAACUAACAACUGCGUUGUCAGCUGCCCUGAAAACUUUUACCUCGAUCAGAGUAAGAACUCAUGCAAGAGAUGUAAUGAAAAUUGUAAGAAGUGCAUCGCAUUCAAGACCUGCACAGAGUGUAAACAGGGCAUGAGCUUACAGGAUUCCAAAUGCAUUGUUAAGUGUGAUACAGGAACUUAUUACAAUGCCUACAAGAAACAGUGUGAACCUUGUCACCGGUCAUGUGCUUCAUGUGCAGGUCUAGGAGCAGAUGCUUGCAUAAAAUGUUCUGAGAACUACUACCUGGAAGAGUACCGUUGUGUGGCCACCUGCAGUCCUGGAUAUUUCCUUGAACAGUCCUCCAACAUUCGAGAAAAGGUGUGCAGAAGAUGUGAUGCUAGCUGCUUAACUUGCACUGGUCUAGGAGAGAAAAACUGCACAGCCUGUCCACCUGGGUACCACUUAGAAGCAGGUGUCUGCUUAACUGAAACAGUUUGUAAAGAUGCAUCAGACGAAUCAUGGUCUGAGGGAAGCUUCUGUUCAUUAGUGAAAAAGAACAAUCUCUGCCAACGGAAAGUACUUCAACAGCUUUGCUGUAGAACAUGUUCAUUUAAAGGAUGAAUAGACCAACAGGGUUCCCUUGAAUCUCUAGACCUGUAGAUUAAUACUUAUAAAAUAGCCAUCAUUUCCCUUUGUCAAGGAGAUGGUGAACUGCUUGUUGGAACUUAAAUGGGGAAAACUACAACAAACCUACCUUUCGUAACUGGAUGUUUAGAGUAAAACAUCUGGAACAUCUAACAUCAGUAUUCUGUGACCAAAGCAUUUGAUGCCAAAAUUCCAAGUAAAUAUGGUUAUGUUUUUACAUAAUCUAGGAUUAACCCUGUCUUGGAGCUCAGAGUUGUUGCCACUGUGAUCUUUCUUUCUUUUUUUUAAUUUGGUUUUACAGUUGAUUGUUUUUAUAUGGUCUGCUACACGUGCUUCCCUAUGAGUUAAUAAAAAAGGGACAAAGGAAAAAAAUAUUCAGAGAUAUUCAGAAACAUUUGUGCUGCAGAAAUGCAUUCUGCAAUGUUUUAACAGUUUGCCACACAGGUUAUAUGCCUAUACAUAUUUGCUUGGUGUGUUACAUGUUUGCUGAGGUCUGGGACAAAAAGCAGUAGUGAUUUCAUUCAGGCACAAAUGACUUAUGGUUGGUUAAUCAGAAGCACCAACAAUCUGGACAAUAUUUGUUUGUAAUGUCAUAUUUCUGUAAUUUAUGUUAUACCAACUAAAACUGGUGAUUUGGAAUAGCAGUGACUAUCUGAUUAAUCAUUGCAGAGGAAGUGCAUUUCAUGCUAAUUUACAUGCAGAUGAACUAGAAAUGUAUUUCCUAAAAUAGCAUGCACUUGUACAUCAUUCCUUUUACUUAUAACCUAAACCGUCUGAUGUUUUGCAGAUCUUAUAUUUCUUUGUGUACUGGUGAUUAAGUGAUAUCUGCAUUGUUGCCACAAACUUUUUUUUUUUUGGGGGGGGGGGGUUAUUUUAUCUUAUAAUGUUGUUCAGGGAUCUGCAUUACUACAUGGUAACAGUUUCACACUUAUUUACAGCUGCCUUGUACAUUUUUAUUUCCAUGAACUGUUUUCCAUUUUACAGAACUAUCUGAAUGGCCUGAAGUAGUUUUUUUCUAACAGUGUAGGAGUUUAAUCAUUAAUUGAAAGGAUCCAGCUGUAAAGGAGAGUGAGAUUUCCAUUUUGUUUCCACAGCAAAAAUAAGCUAUUAAGGAACAGUCAAAAUGUAUCGGAACUGUUUGAAGCAAAAACAGGUUAUCUAGAUAGUGCAAUUGUUUUGUCUCAUCUCUGAUGUUUAUGUGCUGCUCAUAAUACUUUAACAAGCCAUUCCAUUUGUCGGAGUUUUUAAGGACACAUGCACAUAGUAGCAGGCACUGGUGAACAGAUGCAACACUGAUCAGCAGCAUGCAUAUUUUAGAGGGACCAGUUUACUAUUGAGUUAGUUAAGUUUCCCCAACACCUUUUGCCAUUGCUUUCCUCAGAGUUACCUGCAGUACAUUAUGCAUUGAUUGAAGUCUGCGUUAGGUGGCCAGCAGACUCAUGGUGUGUAUUAACAGACUGAUAACAGUGGUACUGUUAACUUAUGCUGGCCACUUUCCAAAUCCAUAAGAAGAAUUUUGAUACUUGAAUUGAUAUUAUGUAGCAGAUUAUUACAUCCAUUUUGUUGCUGUAAUCAUGAUACAAGAAAAAAAAGUUUAAGGGGAAGGUUUACUCUCUUCAGUUCUUUUGUGAUGACCAGCACAUCAGCUUCCUUGUGGUGUUUGCCUAAUUUUGUUAUGGGAGCUUUACUCAUUUGCAUUUCUGCAUAUGCAAUACCCUGAACAUCUGUGCAGCACAUAAUUCAGUUGAUACAUGUUUCAGUGAAGUGAAAAAGAAUAAAGCAUCUCCAUAUACAUGGUUAUGGUGCCACAUAUAGGAUGGAGUGACAUCAAAUGGAGAUUAAGAGAAGAGAUUUGGUAGUCUUAGAUGAUUUUACAUGCCUAACUAAGAAUUUUCCUUAGCCUUACUGUACCUGGAAAGCCAUUCAUUAUUUUUAUAGCAUAUGUUCGUCAUCUGUGUUUGUUUUCUGUUGAUGUAGGUUAUGUGGCUGUUUAUUUUAUGCAGUUUGCAUAAUAUUAUACUUUCACCCUGUCAUCCUUUUAGUAAUGCACAUGUGCUAACAUCACAAAAUAAAAGUGCACUGUGGUUUAUAUCUUAUCAGCUUUAACAUGCAACUCAGGUUCAUCCCUGAACUGUAAUGCAUGUGGAGCAACAGUCUGAUUCUAGACUAUGGAGUACUCUUAAGCCACAUCAGGCUCAGUCAUCAAGACACAUCAAAAGUAUACAUUUACUUUGCUAAUGCAGGAAUGUUGUUGGAAGUCUACAAAUGCUCAGUGAGCGAACUGAAAGAACUUUACGCUACACAGAACAGCUGUUGCAUAUGCAGUCUACAUUUCUGUGCAUUGCAGCAACCUAGCCAUUAUAAUUAUUUUAUUUUGUUAACCUCUGUAAUAUGUUAACUGCCUCAUUGCUAAAUAUAGCUAUAAACUAGAACAUAAUUCUGUUAAAAUUUAAGUUAAUUAUAUAUUCAUGAUUAAAUAUAAUAAUGUAAUGGAUUGUAAAGAAUUUUUCAAAGUACUUACAAAGGCAUAUUAUAAAAACAGAAUUCUUAUUUUUGUUUUCUUACUAGGUUAAUGUUGGCUUGUCAGAACUUUGUUCAUUUCUACUGGUAGGAUCUGUACGUGUAAAAUGCUCAAGGUCAGAAUUUGUAAAAUAUUGUAGUCCUGUUGUAACUGAAUAAUGGCCAAAUCAAUGCUAUUCCAUAUUUUAUUUUUUCUAUUAAAUUAACCUUACAUUCA
Molecule: messenger RNA, 6002 nt
Organism: Protopterus annectens (West African lungfish)
Lineage: Eukaryota; Metazoa; Chordata; Ceratodontiformes; Protopteridae
Product: proprotein convertase subtilisin/kexin type 5-like
Exons: 22
Coding region: 491-3241 (916 amino acids)
Biological process (GO): peptide hormone processing
Cellular component (GO): trans-Golgi network; Golgi membrane
Molecular function (GO): serine-type endopeptidase activity
Source: RefSeq, a predicted model, not a curated record